AUGGUCGUGCACGAAGACGUGAUGGUGGAUCCCGGUGGGCAGACUGGUGGGCUGGGCUUCGAGACGUACGAGGUAAUGGUCGUUGGUGCAGGGCAGACAGGGCCGGGGCCUUCAGGAAUAGACGGGCAAGCUGAGCAGCCUGGGGGUGGAGGCGGAGUUGAUGUGACAGUAGUCGGCACUGACGGAGUCCAUGGUGGCAGAGUCGAGAUCGCAGUCGUUAUCCAGGUCGAUGAACCCCCUGGACAAGUUGGGCAUACCUCAGUGACGAUGGACGUAACAGUAGUCGGCACUGACGGAGUCCAUGGCGGAAGAGUCGAGAUCGCAGUCGAUGUCCAAGUUGAUGAACCCCCUGGGCAAGUUGGGCACACCUCAGUGACGAUGGACGUAACAGUAGUCGGCACUGAUGGCGUCCACGGUGGCAGAGUCGAGAUCGCGGUCGUCGUCCAAGUUGACGACCCCCCUGGGCAAGUUGGGCAUACUUCGGUAAUUGUAGACGUGACUGUAGUGGUUACAGACGAGGGAGGGGGAACAACAGUCGUGACUGGAGGUGGCGGCCCCCAGCUAGUUGGUGGCGGCUGCGGCUUCGUCCAGGUUUCGCAAGACGUAUAG
Zasmidium cellare ATCC 36951 is the source of this 609-nucleotide messenger RNA. RefSeq lists its product as uncharacterized. The transcript has a single exon. The record is from RefSeq and is a predicted model, not a curated record. Lineage: Eukaryota; Fungi; Ascomycota; Dothideomycetes; Mycosphaerellales; Mycosphaerellaceae. Bases 1 to 609 code for a protein of 202 amino acids.